GAAAUCACGUCGCUUGCAGUGAAAAGUUAACCAUAGUCGUUACACUUGUAAAUUGUACAUGUUUGUAUACAAGUGCAAUUUUAUGUUCAAGUUUUUGCUUAAUUCAGAGAAUUUUUAAUGGCUCACGACAAGAAAACCGUAAGGCGAAGUCGAUCGCGUGAACGAGAACGUGAACGUGAAAGAGAUCGGGAACGACGAGAUAGAAGACGAUCAAGAAGCAGAUCGAAGGAUCGGAAAAAGGACAGAAAACGUUCAAGAUCGCGUGAAAGAUCAAGGGAAAGAGACAGAUCACGCGAAAAGGAUAGGGACAGAUCGAGGGAGAGACGAGAGUUCAAAGACAAAUCAAAAGACGAGAAAAAGCGUAAACCAAGUCCUAUAUUUGUUAUAGAAGAUGAGAAUAAAAAGGAGAAUAAAACUGAGCCAAAGAAAGAGGAGGAGGAAGUUGAGGAAAAACCAAAGCCUCCUCCAAAGAAAGAACCGCUAAGUUUAGAAGAAUUACUGGCUAAGAAGAAGGCAGAAGAAGAAGCACGUGCUAAGCCAAAAUUUCUAACUAAAGAAGAACGUGCUGCUUUGGCCAUACAAAAACGACAAGAAGAGGUUGAAGCAAUGAGAAGGCAACAGGAAGACUUACGUAAAUCUUUGCAUAGUGAAAAUACUGGGAAAGACAGGGAGUGGGAUGAUAGGGAUAGACGUAGAGAUAAUCAACGUACAAGAGAGGAUGAAAUUAAGGAUAAGGACAAGGAAAAAGAAGUAGAAGCUAUUAAAGAACGUUAUUUAGGAUUAGUGAAGAAGAAACGACGUGUUCGAAGAUUAAAUGACAGAAAAUUUGUAUUUGAUUGGGAUACUUCAGAAGACACCUCUGUUGAUUAUAAUAGUAUAUACAAGGAAAGGCAUCAGGUACAAUUCUUUGGUAGAGGAAAUCUUGCUGGGAUAGACAUUAAAGCACAGAAACGAGAUCAAAGUAAAUUUUAUGGAGAAUUAUUAGAAAAGAGAAGGACAGAAGCUGAGAAAGAACAGGAAAAACAUUGGUCAGAGAAAGCUCUUCAUGAAAUGACAGAAAGAGAUUGGCGUAUAUUUAGAGAGGAUUAUAAUAUUACAAUAAAAGGAGGACGUAUACCUGAUCCAAUUAGAUCAUGGAAAGAAUCAGGAUUUCCAAAAGAAAUUCUUGAUAUUAUUGAUAAAGUCGGAUAUAAAGAUUUAACACCUAUUCAGAGACAAGCUAUUCCCAUAGGACUUCAAAAUCGUGAUAUUAUUGGAGUUGCUGAAACUGGAUCUGGAAAAACUCUAGCAUUUUUAAUUCCAUUGCUGUUAUGGAUUACUAGUUUACCAAAAAUUGAAAGAUUAGAAGAAGCAGAUCAAGGUCCUUAUAGUAUAAUUUUAGCGCCAACUCGUGAGUUGGCUCAACAAAUUGAAGAAGAGACUAAUAAAUUCGGACAACCAUUAGGUAUAAGAACGGUUGUAGUUGUAGGAGGUCUCUCAAGAGAAGAACAGGGAUUUAGAUUGAGAAUGGGUUGCGAGAUCGUUAUAGCCACACCAGGACGAUUAAUUGAUGUAUUAGAAAAUCGAUACUUAGUUUUAAAUCAAUGUACUUACAUUGUAUUGGACGAAGCUGAUAGAAUGAUAGACAUGGGUUUUGAACCAGAUGUUCAAAAAAUUUUGGAAUACAUGCCAGUUACAAACUUAAAACCAGAUAAUGAAGAUGCCGAAAAUGAAGAAAAGCUUUUAGCUAAUUAUAAUACAAAGAAAAAAUAUAGACAAACUGUAAUGUUUACUGCAACUAUGCCACCUGCGGUAGAACGAUUAGCUAGAACUUAUUUAAGACGGCCUGCUGUUGUAUAUAUCGGCAGCGUAGGAAAACCAACAGAAAGAACGGAACAAAUCGUACAUAUAAUGGGUGAAGCUGAUAAGCGUAAGAAAUUAAUGGAAAUACUUAGCAGAGGAGUUGAACCACCAGUCAUUAUAUUCGUUAAUCAAAAGAAGGGAGCUGAUGUUCUUGCAAGAGGUUUAGAAAAACUAGGCUACAAUGCUUGUACUCUUCAUGGUGGCAAAGGACAAGAACAAAGAGAGUACGCACUUGCUUCUUUGAAAAGUGGUAGUAAAGACAUUCUGGUUGCCACUGAUGUAGCAGGUCGUGGUAUCGAUAUUAAAGAUGUAUCUAUGGUCAUUAAUUAUGAUAUGGCUAAGACUAUAGAAGAUUACACACAUCGUAUUGGUAGAACUGGACGUGCUGGAAAAGCUGGUCUUGCUAUUUCAUUUUGUACCAAAGAUGACAGUCAUCUAUUCUAUGAUUUGAAACAAACUAUUCUUGCAAGCCCUAUAUCCACCUGUCCACCUGAAUUACUAAAUCAUCCAGAUGCUCAACACAAACCUGGCACAGUGGUUACGAAAAAACGUCGAGAAGAGAAAAUAUUCGCCUAGAAACAAACAAAAAUCUAUUUACAAGCAUUUGUUUAAAACUAUCAUGUACGUUUAUUUCUUAUACAUACAUAUUUUUUAUAGCAAAUAAAUAGAAUAUAGAGAAAGUAUUUAAUAAAACGUGUAAUAAAGAAAGUACAUACUUAAAAUGUAAAUAAAUACAUUUUAAGAAAAUAAUAUUUACUUGUUAUUACAAAUUAAUUUAUGCAAAUUAAAAAACUGUUCAUAUUUUAGGGUUAAAAUUAAAAAAAUAUUCUUAAAUGAAUCUUUAUUAUCAAUAACUGAUAAUUUAAACAAUACUUUUAUCGCAUUCCUUAUGAUUCAGUUUUACCAAAUAAUUAUAAUUAAGGAAGAGGAGCAGGUGGAAGUAUAUAGUCUCCGUCAACUUCACAUUCCUUAUCCCAAUUAUCUGGAAUCAUUGGUUUUAAAAUCUGUAUGAACUUUUCAAGAGGACAUAUUGUUGAACAUCCAGGAACAGUCAAAGGAUAUGGCCCGUGUUUAGUGGUAUUUCUUAAGAAUAUCUGAACAGUCCAUUCGUCGUUUUUCUUAUGUAAUUCAAUCAUUACCAUAAUAUUAUAAUAUGGCAUUUGAUUGUUCCAUACAUGCAUAACAUCCAUCAAAGUUACAAUGGUACUGUCAUGACCAAUAUACAUAAACAUUUUCCUUUCUUCAGGUUCUAAAGUAUUAUCUUUCUUUGUUAUCAUAU
This is a messenger RNA of Heterotrigona itama, 3121 nucleotides long. The record is from the annotation of a GenBank genome assembly. NCBI's taxonomy places the organism in Eukaryota, Metazoa, Arthropoda, Insecta, Hymenoptera, Apidae.